Messenger RNA from Closterium sp. NIES-65, 1181 nucleotides. The record is from the annotation of a GenBank genome assembly. Lineage: Eukaryota; Viridiplantae; Streptophyta; Zygnematophyceae; Desmidiales; Closteriaceae.
GUGCUCCCUCCUCCGCUGCUCCCUCUGCUGCUCCCUCCUCUGCUCCCUCCUCUGCUCCCUCCUCUGCUCCCUCCUCUGCUCCUUCCGCUGCUCCCUCCUCUGCUCCCUCCUCUGCUCCCUCCUCUGCUCCCUCCUCUGCUCCCUCCUCUGCUCCCUCCUCUGCUCCUUCUUAUGCUCCCUCUGCUCCUUUUUAUGCUCCCUCUGCUGCUCCCUCCUCUGCCUCCUCCAAUCACCGCCCAUUCUCGCCCUAUUCCGCCCCUCCCCUCACCCCUCCUCCCCUUCGCCAGGCGCCCUUCGAUCUAGAGGGUGAUGCAGGCAGCACAGUAUACCUGCUUCAGAGGGAGAGAGGAGCGGAAGUGGAGAGGGGAGGAGCAGAGCAGGGGAGUGGGCGAGGAGGGGAUCAGAGAGGGGGAGAGGCGGCGGGUAGUGGGAGCAUGUUAGCCCAGGGCCGGGUCACAAGAUCAGCAUUAGCAGGGUUAGAAAGAGGAGUAACAGAAGCAGGAACAAGAGGAGCAUUAGGAUCAACAGAAGUGGCAGGCGCAGCAGGAGCUGAAGCAGCAGGAGGGGCAGGAGGAGACGAACAGGGGGGGCAGCAUCUCGCACAGGAGCACGGGGAGGAGGCACAAGGUACAGGAACGGUACGUGGGGCAGGCUCGCAAGGGGGCCGGCGUGGGGAAGGGGGGGGGCAGGCUGCUGCUAGUAGUGGUGCUGGGGGAGAUUGCAGCAGGGGGGGGGGAGAGGGGGGUGGUGGGGCGGACAGCAGGGCGGAACGGCGGCGAGUGAGGGAUGGUGAGGAGGAGGAGGAGGAAGCAGUGGCAGGAGCAGAUGGUGCAGCUGGAGGGAACACAGUAGAGGUGGAGGAUCGGAGGGGAGGAGGUGGAGAAGGAAGUAGGGCUGACACACGACAACAAGGUGAUGCAGCAGAGAGUGAGGCUCAGGGCGGCGAGUGGCGGCCGCUUGCACUGGUGUGGGGCGGCACGGGGCGGCAUGGGAGGGUGACGCGGUGGAGUGGCAAGCACCCCGAGUACUGGACGACUGCUGUGGACCUCCACCGCCUCAUGACCCACCUCCAUGUCUCUCCUGCUCCUCCUGGCUGCACCCGUGAUGGCGGGGACUGGGAGGGGGGCGGGGACGAGGGAGGAGGGCUUCAGGGGGUGUCGCUGUGCCGGUAUGCUUUCUAA